Molecule: messenger RNA, 5212 nt
Organism: Suncus etruscus (white-toothed pygmy shrew)
Lineage: Eukaryota; Metazoa; Chordata; Mammalia; Eulipotyphla; Soricidae
Gene: COL16A1
Product: collagen type XVI alpha 1 chain
Exons: 71
Coding region: 199-5040 (1613 amino acids)
Source: RefSeq, a predicted model, not a curated record
AUUCAAUCCUAAGGGACAGAGGUAAACUGGGGGCCCCCAUGGCAAACCUGGAGUGACCGAGGACCCUCCCCAGAGGCACCGAGGAAGCCAGGCCCACUCCCCUUGAUUGGCUGUGCUGGGCUGCCUGGAUUACUCCGUGGAGUAGGGGAACCCCAGCCAGCUCGGUGCUGCGGCUGGGGCCUUCCUCUGUGGGCCAGGAUGUGGGCAUCUUGGGCUCCUGGUUUGUGGCUCCUCGGGCUCUGGGCCUCCUACAGCUAUGGGACAAAUCCAGGUGAGCAGUGCCCCCAAUCCCAGCAAGAAGGACUCAAGUUGGAACACAGAAGUGACUUAACCAACGUGACUGGCUUCAACCUCAUCCGCCGACUCAGCCUCAUGAAGAUAUCUGCCAUCAAGAAGAUUCGAAACCCCCAUGGGCCUAUCAUCUUACGGCUGGGUGCAGCCUCACUCACCCAAAACACAAGACGCGUGUUCCCCCGGGGCCUGCCUCAUGAGUUUACCCUGGUUUUAACGCUGCUGCUCAAGAAACACACCCACCAGAACACAUGGUAUUUGUUUCAAGUGACUGAUGCAGAGGGGUACCCACAGAUUUCCCUGGAAGUCAAUAGCCAAGAGCAGAGCUUGGAGCUUCGUGCCCGUGGCCGAGACGGCGACUUUGUGUCCUGCACCUUCCCGGCGCCCCAGCUCUUUGACCUGCGCUGGCACAAGCUUAUGCUGAGUGUGGCUGAACGUGUGGCCUCUGUGCACCUGGAUUGUGCCUCAGCCUCCUCCCAGCCGCUGGGCCCCCGACGCCCCCUGCAACCUGGUGGCCACGUCUUUCUGGGCUUAGAUGCUGAUCAGGGAAAACCCGUUUCGUUUGACCUGCAGCAAGCUCAUAUCUACUGUGACCCAGAGCUUGUGCUGGAGGAAGGCUGCUGUGAGAUUCUACCCGGAGGGUGCCCCCCAGAGACCUUCAAGGCCCGCCGGGACACCCAGAGCAAUGAGCUCAUCGAGAUCAAUCCACAGACUGAGGGCAAGGUCUAUACUCGCUGCUUCUGUCUUGAGGAGCCCCAAAGCAGCAAGGUGAACGCCCAGCUGGCGGGAAAAAUCAGCCAGAAGGCAGAGUGGGGAAUGAAGUGCCCACCCUGUGUGCUCGCUGGCCGGGAGAGCAAUGGCACAAUUGGUCCCUCUGGCCCCAAGGGCGGAAAAGGUGAACGGGGCCUGCCUGGUCCCUCAGGCCUCAAGGGAGAGAAGGGAGCCCGGGGCAGUGACUGUGUCCAAACUUCCCUGGAUGCCCCACUCCAGUGUGCAGAAGGUCCGAAGGGAGAAAAGGGGGAGGCAGGACCGUUGGGCCCCUCUGGAUACCCAGGCUCCACCGGCCAGAAGGGCCAGAAAGGUGAAGUAGGAGCCGGAGGCAUCAAGGGUUCGCCCGGAAAGCCAGGCCGAGAUGGCCGGCCAGGAGAGAUCUGCAUCAUUGGGCCUAAGGGGCAAAAGGGUGAUCCUGGCUUUGUUGGGCCUGAGGGCCUGGCAGGAGAGCCUGGCCCUCCUGGCCUCCCUGGGCCCCCUGGGAUUGGACUGCCUGGGACUCCAGGGGACCCAGGUGGCCCACCAGGCCCCAAAGGAGACAAGGGCAGCUCUGGGACUCCGGGAAAGGAAGGACCUGGUGGUAGACCUGGCAAGCCAGGGGUGCCCGGGCUAAAGGGGGCCAAGGGGGACCCCUGUGAAGUGUGUCCAACACUACCUGAAGGGUUCCAGAACUUCGUGGGGCUCCCUGGAAAGCCAGGGCCCAAGGGGGAACCAGGUGAUCCUGCACCAGUUGGGGAGAGCCUGGGAGCUGCUGGCCAGAAGGGUGAUCGGGGAGACCCCGGCAUCCAAGGCCUCAAAGGAGAGAAGGGGGAACCUUGCCUGUCCUGUGGUUCAGCACUGGAGGCCCAUGGGCUUCCAACAGGGGUUAAAGAAGCAGUAGGACACUUUGGCCCUGGUCUGCCUGGACUUCCGGGGAAAGUUGGGGCUCCAGGGCCAGUGGGGUUGAAAGGAGAAAAGGGUAAUUUUGGGACAGCAGGGCCAAUUGGCAACCCGGGACCACCAGGGCCGGUGGGACCAGCAGGCAUCAAAGGGGAAAAAGGGGAAUCAUGCACACCUUGCCAGAGCCUACACAGCCCUCUGGGUGAGGAUGGCCCCAUGGCUGUAGCAUUACCUGGUCCUCCUGGGGAGAAGGGAGAGUCUGGGACUCCGGGCUUUGGGCUGCCAGGAAAGCAGGGAAAGGCUGGAGAGCCUGGACUGAAAGGGCAGAAGGGUGAUUCUGGGAGUCCUGGAGAUCCAGGGAUGCCGGGCACCACAGGGCAGCCAGGACUGUCAGGAGAGCCAGGAGUGCGCGGCCCCAUAGGCCCCAAAGGAGAGAAGGGUGAGAGCUGCACUGCCUGCUCCAGCCAGCAGGGGCCAGUGACAGAUGCAUCGGGACUUCCUGGAAAACCUGGUCCCAGAGGAGAACCAGGGCCUGAAGGUGUUGGCAGACCUGGUAAACCAGGCCAGCCUGGUCUACCAGGAGUUCAAGGGCCCCCUGGAUUGAAGGGCAUGCAGGGAGAGCCUGGCCCUCCAGGGCAGGGACUGCAGGGGCCCCAGGGGGAGCCUGGAGCCCAGGGUUUGCCUGGCAGGCAGGGCUUCCCAGGACCUCAAGGACCCCCUGGCCCCACUGGCGAGAAAGGUGCCAAGGGAUCUCCUGGAGCAGAUGGAAUUCCAGGCCCUGUGGGACCCCCCGGUGCUGGUGUCCCUGGACCUCCGGGUCCUGCUGGGCCUCAAGGACAGACUGGACUAUCCGGAGCUAGAGGGGUGCCGGGUGAAAAGGGAUCUCAGGGAGAGAAGGGUGAGCCGGGGGAGUGCUCCUGCCCCUCCCGAGGAGACUCCGUCUUCUCAGGCAUGCCGGGUGCUCCGGGACUUUGGAUGGGCAGCUCCUGGCAGCCGGGCCCGCAGGGACCCCCGGGGAUUCCGGGACCACCAGGACCCCCUGGAAUGCCUGGAUUGCAGGGUGUGCCUGGGCACAAUGGUCUUCCGGGACAGCCAGGAGUGGGAGCGGAGCUGGAAUCCUUACCCACUGAGUGGCGGCUCAUCAAGACCAUUUGCGGGGACUGUGCCCAGAGCCAGACAGCUCACCCAGUGGCACUCCUGGAAAAAGGACAGAAGGGAGACCAGGGUAUUCCUGGAGUGCCAGGUUUUGACAACUGUGCUCAGUGCUUCACUGAGCAGGAGCGCCCAAGGGCCGAGGAGGCCCGGGGAGACAGCGAUGGAGAUCCGGGCUGUGCUGGGAGCCCAGGCCUGCCUGGUCCCCCGGGCCUGCCAGGCCAACGGGGAGAAGAGGGUCCACCUGGCAUGAGGGGAUCCCCGGGUCCUCCAGGCCCUAUUGGCCCCCCAGGUUUUCCUGGUGCUGUUGGCUCCCCCGGAUUGCCUGGUCUUCAAGGAGAGAGAGGCCUCAGGGGCCUGACAGGAGAGAAAGGAGAACUGGGUCGUCCUGGACAGCCUGGCUACCCAGGUGCUAUGGGCCCCCCCGGAUUGCCUGGCACUAAGGGCGAACGCGGCUACAUGGGUCCCUCGGGGGAGAAGGGAGAAUCGGGUGCUCCUGGAUCUGAAGGCCUGCCAGGACCCCCCGGCCCAGCGGGUCCCCGAGGAGAGCGAGGACUGCAAGGGAACUCUGGUGAGAAGGGGGACCAGGGAUUCCAAGGGCAGCCUGGCUUCCCAGGGCCACCGGGUCCCCCCGGAUUCCCAGGCAAAGCUGGAGCACCAGGCCCACCUGGCCCCCAAGCAGAGAAGGGCAGUGAAGGGAUCCGAGGCCCCUCUGGCAUGCCUGGCUCUCCUGGGCCCCCAGGCCCUCCUGGAAUUCAGGGCCCCGCUGGUCUGGAUGGUCUGGAUGGGAAGGACGGCAAGCCUGGUCUGAGGGGGGACCCUGGUCCUGCUGGCCCUCCUGGACUCAUGGGUCCCCCGGGAUUCAAAGGGAAAACGGGACAUCCUGGCCUACCAGGACCCAAGGGUGACUGUGGAAAGCCAGGUCCCCCUGGCAGCAGUGGCAGGCCUGGAUCAGAGGGUGAGCCUGGUGCCAUGGGACCCCAGGGAAGACCCGGACCACCUGGCCAUGCUGGGCCACCAGGACCUCCGGGCCAGCCAGGCCCCGCAGGAAUCUCUGCUGCGGGCCUGAAAGGAGACAGAGGAAUCCCUGGAGAGAGGGGCCUUUCAGGCAUCCCAGGCCAGCCUGGUCCACCUGGACACCCCGGUCCGCCGGGUGAACCUGGUACAGAUGGUGCAGCUGGCAAAGAGGGACCCCCUGGAAAACAGGGAAUCUAUGGGCCACCCGGACCAAAGGGUGACCCAGGACCUUUGGGACAGAAGGGCCAAGCUGGAGAGAAGGGACGAGCUGGCAUGCCUGGUGGUCCAGGCAAGAGUGGCUCCAUGGGGCCUGUUGGCCCUCCAGGUCCUGCAGGAGAGAGAGGCCAUCCUGGAUCUCCAGGGCCUGCAGGAAGCCCCGGAUUGCCUGGGGUGCCUGGUUCCAUGGGAGACACGGUGAAUUAUGAUGAAAUCAAGAGGUUCAUCAGACAAGAGAUCAUUAAAAUGUUUGAUGAGAGGAUGGCUUACUACACCUCCAGGAUGCAGUUCCCUGUGGAGAUAUCUGCAGCUCCUGGGAGGCCAGGACCCCCAGGAAAGGAUGGUUCUCCAGGCCGGCCAGGUGCUCCAGGAUCACCUGGGCUCCCAGGGCAGAUUGGCAGAGAAGGACGGCAAGGCUUGCCAGGGAUGAGAGGAUUUCCUGGUAUCAAAGGUGAAAAGGGGGACAUUGGUGUUGGUAUUGCAGGAGAAAAUGGUCUCCCUGGCCCCCCAGGGCCUCAGGGUCCCCCUGGCUAUGGCAAGAUGGGUGCCACUGGACCCAUGGGCCAGCAAGGCAUUCCUGGCAUCCCUGGCCCCCCAGGCCCUGCAGGGCAGCCAGGCAAGGCUGGACACUGUAACCCCUCUGACUGCUUCGGGGCCAUGCCAAUGGAGCAGCAGUACCCACCCAUGAAAAACAUGAAGGGGCCUUUUGGCUGAACUCACCAUUGCUGUCAUAUGAAGGACUCCACUGGGACUGAGAGGCUUAACUUGCAGAAUUUUGUCAUGGGUUGUGAAUGUUUUGUUUUUCAAAUGCUGUUAAUAUUUUUUUAUCAAUAAAUAAACAAAACUCCCUGUGAUCCCACUCCAGUGGGGUUUCUCUGGUGCUCCA